Molecule: messenger RNA, 1806 nt
Organism: Megalops cyprinoides (Indo-Pacific tarpon)
Lineage: Eukaryota; Metazoa; Chordata; Actinopteri; Elopiformes; Megalopidae
Product: coiled-coil domain-containing protein 148-like
Exons: 14
Coding region: 1-1806 (601 amino acids)
Source: RefSeq, a predicted model, not a curated record
AUGAGUGGGAGGGACCUCAGAAUGUUCAUCACCAGCCACAGAGCAGAAGAUAUCGAAAAGCUGACCCUGCGUAUCAAAGGUGGCCUGGAAAGCAGCAAGUACAGACCGGUUCACUACACGCAGCUGCAGUCUCUGCUCGACGCCCAAAGGCUCGCUUCUGCACACACCGAGCAAAAGAUUCAGAGGGUGCUGCAUGUGGCUCAGAGGACCAGAGAGAGCACCCUGCUAAGGCUGCACAGGCAAGCAUGGAGCCAGGAGCACAGCAGAUUAAUCAAGGCUGGGGAGAAGGUGGAAGCAGAGCUUCAGAGCUUUCUCAGCCAGAAUGCAGUGGGCCUUGACUUCACCUCUCAGAUGCAGGAAUACGAGCUGUCCCUGGAGAAGGAGAGGGAGAGAUUCCGAGUUGCCACGGUUACACCCAUCUGGCAUCUGAGGGAGGACCUGCAGUGCAGACUGUGUGAAAUAGCCUUCCAACAGCGCCCCCCUCCCUCCCGACCUCCUGACUGGGACCGGGUACUGCAGGAGGUGAGCUCAGUGAAGGACCAGCAGGAAGCAGUUCAACAGACCCUACAAUCAGAACGUCAGUCAGUGGAACAGGAGAUCAAUGCAAUGGGACUGGAGGAGUGUCUCUCUUCAGCGCAAGGGAUUGUGGGAGACUUGGGGCAGGUUCCAGAAGAGGUCUUGAGAGCAGAGUGCCCCUAUCCUGAUCUGAAGGCCUCUCUGCUCCAUGACUUCAACACACUCAGUGUGAAAUAUGGCUCCCGACUGCAGAGCAUUAGAGACCGUCUGCAGGAUGUAGGCAGAUGCUGUGGUUGGCCUGAAGAGGAUCACAUGGUGUUUCAGAUGACUGUGAGCCAGUACCCAGGUGACCUGAAUAACCAUCGAGCCCUCUACAUGGACAUGUUGCAGGGACUUCUCCCUCACAGGACGAACCAGGAGCUGAAGGAGCACGAGCGGGCAUGGGACUGGCACCGCUUCACUCUGGCCCAGCAGCAGGCAGUGAUCCAGAGCUGGCGCCGAGACCGGGCCAGUCUGCUGGCGAAGGUUCUGUCGGUUCUGCAGGAGGCCCGGGCAGCCCACCAGGAGGAGCUGAUGGCACGGAGCGAGAGGAGGCACCAGCAGGAGAUCUCCGCCCAGCUGAAAGAGAAGCUGCAGCAGUGGCAUGCCCAGCAGGAGAAGGUGGCCAGGUUGGAGGAAGCCAUGGCAACCAGGAGACGGGAGGAAGAGGAGGAGAGGCUGAGGAGGAAGCAGGAGAGGGACGAGGCCCAGAGGACACUGCAGAAAGAGAGAGUGAAGCAGUUCCACUCGGAGAAACGGAGGAAGAGGGAGGAGCUGGAGAGGAGGGAUCAGCAGCGAAUGGAAGAACUGGGGACACUCAUGGCUGAGCAAGCAAGACGAGAGAAAGAGAGGGUGCAAUUUCGGGAGAUGCUCCUACAGCAGCACAGGGAGGAGAGGGAGGCACGAGCGCUCCUCAGACUGAAGGAGGAGAAGGAGAGGGUGGGUCGGCUGGAGGCUCUCAGGAACCAGGUGGCAGUGGAAGCAGAGGCAGACCCAGGGAGGAUGAUGGGAGAGACGAAGGCCUGGAGGAGCCGACAGCAGACUGGAGAAGAGUUCGUUCUUCAAAAGCCUCUGCACCAUCUCUACACAUUCACAGACAGACAGAUCGUGUCGGAUCCGAGAGUCCGGAUCGAGCAGGCUCUCCGGGAAGCGGGUCUCCAUGACACACUGUACGCACAGGCGGUUCUGUCCGGCGUCCGUCCCCCGAGACAGCCCAGGCGUGACACAGAGUCCACCGUCUUCAAGUCUUAA